AAGUAGAGGAGAAAAUAGGCGCCGCGGGACGAGAUAUUGUCUUGUCUGGUAAUCGGGCAACUACCUACCUGCCUAUUAUCCCAGGAAGAACAUCCUAACCAUUUUCGACUUUUGUUUCCUCUUCCUAAAUCCAAUAAAGAAACAUCCUCCUACGACCGAAACAAAAGUCCGAAAUCUUGUGAAUCUUCGCAAUGUUUCUUCCUUUCUAUUUUCAGCAACAUAUAUGAAUCAUAUAUCCGUAUAUGCACAUACAUGCAUAUACACAUAUUCAUCCACCCAGCCCCUGCAAUUCCAAUUCUGCGGCCCAAUUUCGCCCUCAGACUCCACCCGGGAUGUUCUUCUGACACGAAACGGUGUAAAGUUCCUGUCUUUUUCGUUGUUUUAUGCGUUUGUUGAUGUCGGAUUAUUGAUUUUUUUUUUGUUUGUUUUUUGUUUUUGGGUGGAAGCGUAAUUGCAGUGUGAAAAAGGGAUCAGGAGAGAGAAUUCAAUAGAACUAUAGUGCAUGCAUUUGUGAUCUGGGUUCUUUCAAAUCAGAGAAGAUGUCUAUCCAUCAGGGCAAUACAGACGGCAACAAUGGCUCAGGAGUUUAUUCACGUGGUGAAGGCUCCUGCCUCUAUGAACUUCUACAAUUGGAAAUCACCCCAAGUUUUCGUCGUCAAAUGGAUAUACAUGACAAAUCUUUAAGUCCCCGGCUUAGACUGCAGGCUCUGUUGAAAGAAUCCAACAAUAAAAAUUGCGCUGAUUGUGGAUCUCCAGAUCCGAAAUGGAUAUCAGUGAGUCUCGGUGUUUCAAUAUGUAUCAAGUGCUCUGGUGUACAUAGAAGUCUCGGAGUGCAUAUAUCAAAGGUUUUAUCGGUGAGUCUGGACGAGUGGACAAAUGACCAAGUCGAUGCUUUCAUAGAAAUGGGUGGCAACGCCAUUGCAAACAUGAAGUAUGAAGCCGCCCUUCCAGAUAAUUUUAAGAAGCCAAAACCAGAUUCACCUAUAGAAGAGCGCACCGACUUUAUAAGGAGAAAAUACGAGAAGCAACAGUUUCUGAACUACGAUGUACAUAUGCUAUGUCCGGUUGCAUCUUCUGCAUCCUCCUCUUAUUGUGAUACAUUAGCCUAUUAUUCUAGCACAACGCCCGAGAGGAAACUCCAAUAUGAACAGAAGCACUCGAAUAGCCAUCAUCGCGCCCAUGGCUUUGGGCAUUUCCGCCAUAGCCGGAGAAGGAAAGAAUCUGAUCACCACAAGAGUAGGAAAAGUAGUUCAAUGGCAGGUAUGGUUGAAUUCAUAGGACUUAUAAAGGUCAAUGUGGUGAGAGGUACCAACCUGGCUGUUCGCGAUAUGGUAACUAGCGACCCUUACGUUAUUCUGUCGUUGGGAACCCAGUCGGUGAAAACUCGCGUUAUAAAGAACAAUCUGAACCCUGUUUGGAAUGAGAAGCUCAUGUUGUCAAUCCCAGAUACCAUUCCUCCAUUAAAAGUGCUGGUGUAUGACAAGGAUACAUUCACGACAGACGAUUUUAUGGGGGAGGCCGAGAUCGACAUCCAACCUCUCGUGGUGGCUGCACGAGCAUCGGAGGGUUCUCCAACACCACAAAGCGAGGCAGCAACGACACCGCCAGCGGGAAAACCACAAAACGAGGUAGCAACGACACAGCCAGCGGGGAGAUGGAAGACGGUGAAGGAGAACACGCUGCACGUUAAGGAUGGCGUUAUACAGCUCUCGGAGGGGAAGGUGAAACAGGAAAUAGCAAUAAAGCUGCAGAAUGUUGAAAGGGGUGUGCUGGAGAUUGAGCUUGAAUGUGUCCCUCUAACUCAAUAGAAGCCCAAGGGUGGUUGAAGAAAUCUGAAGGAAAAAAACAAAAACAAAACAAAAACAAAAAACAAAAAAAAUAAUGCAGGAAAAAUUACUUAUUUUAUUUUAUUUUUUAUUUUUAUUUUAUUUGAACUGUUUUUGACUCAAAUGUAAAGUGUGGUAAAACCAUUUUAUGCUUUGGAAUGGAUAAAAUCCUUUAUCCAUACCAUACCA
Molecule: messenger RNA, 2015 nt
Organism: Ipomoea nil (Japanese morning glory)
Lineage: Eukaryota; Viridiplantae; Streptophyta; Magnoliopsida; Solanales; Convolvulaceae
Product: probable ADP-ribosylation factor GTPase-activating protein AGD11
Exons: 9
Coding region: 540-1808 (422 amino acids)
Molecular function (GO): GTPase activator activity; phospholipid binding
Source: RefSeq, a predicted model, not a curated record